Messenger RNA from Fusarium pseudograminearum CS3096, 2433 nucleotides. RefSeq lists its product as uncharacterized. The transcript has 6 exons. Bases 1 to 2433 code for a protein of 810 amino acids. The record is from RefSeq and is a predicted model, not a curated record. NCBI's taxonomy places the organism in Eukaryota, Fungi, Ascomycota, Sordariomycetes, Hypocreales, Nectriaceae.
AUGGCUCUUAUCCCCAGACCUUAUGAGCUGGGGUUGACUUGGACAGUGGAGUUUGUGCUGAAACAUACCCACAAGUUUUCGUCAGCACUCAUUGACAGGGGAGUUAUCAGCUUCUGCAUAGGAUCACAUAUGUUGAAAGACUCAACAAUGGAUCUCGUUACCUCAGUUCCAUCAACUCAAGCUACUUCCUUCUUAGGAAAGGUAGUAGAGAUCUGCAUUGUCACAUCAGACUGCAAAAAGACAAUAUCUGAACUCACGAAACUCGGCAUCGGCCCGUUCCGAAUCUUUGAUUUCAGCGCAAACACCGUGUCUGAUCGUUAUUUCCGCGGCCAACCUGUAGAGUUUGAGCUACUUGUCGCCUUUGCAGAUACAGGCGACAUGGUAUGGGAGAUCAUGCAGCCUGUUUCUGGGCCAUCACUCAUGCAAGAGUUCCUCGAUAGAGGCGGACAAGGGAUUCAUCAUGUGGCUUUUGAUUGCAAUCAUGUCCCACAGCAGCAACGCAAGGAAGAGUUCAAAAGACGCGGUUUCGAGAUUGCACAGUCGGGCAUAUGGCAUGGGAAGAAGGGGACUUUCUCCAAAUCCGAGAUCCGUCUCGUCACAUUCAAGACAAGCGGAUCAGAUGGACAACAGCUUGAAGCCAGCAUCAAGAACGUGGAGCUCGAUCCAGAUCAUCCUAUCACAUACACAGCUUUGUCCUAUUGCUGGGGAAUUGCGGUUGAGCGAAUCGAGGUCCCUUGCGAUGGGGAGAUGCUCAGCAUUACAAGCUCCCUCCACGAGGCGCUGGUUGAGAUUACUAAAUCGCGUCAGAACGAGGCUUUGUGGAUCGACCAGAUAUGCAUUAACCAGGAGGAUAUGGAUGAAAAGUCAGAGCAGGUUUCGAAGAUGAACUUGAUUUACGACAAAGCAGAAACAGUUCUCGCUUGGCUAGGCCCAGCAGUGCACAACACAGAACUGGCCAUCGACUUUGUCAAAAAGGUUGGUGAUGUGGCACUCCCCACAGCAACAGACCUGUUCCGCUGGGACAGCUACGACGAGGCUCACGAAGAGACCAAGCUUGAGCGCGCUGAGGAAUUGACCAAUGAACAAUCCGGAGAAUUGGGUCUUCCUUUCGAUGACGAUGACUCGUGGACUGCUUUCGUCGACUUCUUCGACAGACCUUGGUAUCAACGCAUGUGGACAGUCCAAGAGAUCAUUCAAGCCCGCAAGGCAAUCGUGCAAUGUGGCCCAUACAGUCUUCCAUGGGAGCAUGUCAGUGCUGCUGCAAGAUGGUACAUCUACAAGGCCGGGGCUAUUCGUCAGGAUUACCCACGAGAAGUCGACGGGGCACGUCUGGUGACGCAAAUGACCACCAUUGCGUGGCGUAUGAAGACAGGCAGCGAGUACAACCGCGAGCUUUUCAAUCAAGAGGCACGCCCGACGUGUCGAUGGGGCAUGCGCGAUCUUCUAGAAAACCUACGGCCUCGUCUUGCGACGGAUCCUCGAGACAAGGUAUUUGCACUGUUGGGCAUCAGCGACAUCGAUCGUGAGCUCUGGGACGACAGGGGCAUGACGGUCGAUUACUCAAAGUCUGUCGUAGAUGUCUUUACACAAGCGACCGACGAAAUCAUCAAGUUAGACACUUCAGACCUUAACGUUAUUUGGUCUGCGCGACAACGAAACGAUGAGGCUGAAUGGCCGAGUUGGGUUCCUGACUGGAGACUAGAGACCGGAACGGGAUGCGCAUGGGGCAUCGGUGCACCUUUAAAAACGGAGGGCAAGCCGAAUGGGGAACACGAUUAUAUCCCUACGACGGAACCUCGCUCGUUGGCAGUAAAGGGUAAAGUCAUCGGUCGAGUGACAUACAAGAACGAGUAUCGACAUUUCGGUGAAGUCUUCAGAGACAGCCGCCUUUGGGAAGUCUACAACGCCUGCAUGGAACGGUUAUCCGUUUAUCCCACCGGCGAAGACGUUGAGACUGCCUUUGGACUGACUUUGAUCGGCGGCCUCCCAUUCCCUGCAACUCUACAGAAGAAAGAGACAUCAGUCGAAACAUACGCGGCAAUGUACAUGCAGUUCUACGAUAAUACGCAAAUGCCAAUGGGAACUGCCGAAGAAAAGGCAAAGCGAGAUGAGGCGCUUGCAGAAACGUAUAAAGUUGGGCUAGACAUGUCGUGGUUGCAGGGAGUCCUGGCUGCGUAUUGCGAGCGACGAUUUAUUGUGACCGACAGUGGACACAUGGGGCUGGCGCAUCACGAAGUCUUGGAAGGGGACAUUAUCGCUGUGGUGAUGGGUCUUGAAUGGCCGUGCGUUUUGCGACCGAAAAGCAAUGGCGAAAAGCACGAUGGAGGGUACGAGUUUAUCGGGGACGCGUACUGUCACGGUGUGAUGAAUGGAGAGGCCAUGGAGGGGAUCGUCAGUGGAAGCGACGAGGGAGAGAUCUUCACUCUGAGGUAG